Molecule: messenger RNA, 2943 nt
Organism: Penicillium taxi
Lineage: Eukaryota; Fungi; Ascomycota; Eurotiomycetes; Eurotiales; Aspergillaceae
Product: ATPase P-type K/Mg/Cd/Cu/Zn/Na/Ca/Na/H-transporter
Exons: 3
Coding region: 1-2943 (980 amino acids)
Biological process (GO): regulation of intracellular pH; proton export across plasma membrane
Cellular component (GO): plasma membrane
Molecular function (GO): P-type proton-exporting transporter activity; ATP hydrolysis activity; ATP binding
Source: RefSeq, a predicted model, not a curated record
AUGGCGUCCAACAACGAGGCGUCUGAGCGGAGGAUCUCCUAUGCUGUCGACGUUGAGAACGGUGCUCACCGCGAUACCCCUGCCGAUGGCGGCAACCUCGACGAAUACUCUGCUCUGAACCGUUACAUCUCGACUGCUCAAAAUGGCCGCCGUGGUUCUGCUUCCAGUGCUGGCGGUGCCAGCACCAAGAAGAACAAGAAGCCCUGGUACAAGUUCGGUGGUGCCAAGGACUCCGUUGAGGAGGGCUGGCAAUGUCCCGAUGAGUGGCUCCAGACUGAUCUGCGAUCUGGUCUGAGCUCCGGUGACAUUGAGCCCCGUCGCAAGAAGUGUGGUUGGAACGAGCUUACAACUGAGAAGACCAACUUCUUCAUCACUUUCCUUGGUUAUUUCCGUGGUCCUAUCCUUUAUGUUAUGGAACUCGCUGUUCUACUCGCUGCUGGUCUGCGUGACUGGAUUGAUCUGGGUGUCAUCUGUGGUAUUCUUGCUCUUAACGCUAUUGUCGGUUGGUACCAGGAGAAGCAGGCUGCUGACGUUGUCGCUUCCCUCAAGGGUGACAUCGCCAUGCGUGCCCACGUUAUCCGUAAUGGUCAAGAGGAGGAGGUCCUUGCCCGUGAACUUGUUGCUGGUGACAUUGUUGUCCUCGAGGAGGGUACCGUUGUCCCCGCUGAUGUCCGUCUUAUUUGCGACUACGACAAGCCCGAGAACUUUGAGCUCUACAAGGAGUUCAUCAUCAACUCCAACGACGACACUCUCAAGGAGAAGGACGACGAGGAUGAUGAGGAUGCUCACGAGACUCACACCGGUGUCUCUCUGAUUGCUUGCGAUCAGUCUGCUAUCACUGGUGAGUCUCUCGCUGUCGACAAGUACAUGGCCGAUGUCUGCUACUACACCACUGGUUGCAAGCGUGGCAAGGCCUACGGUAUCGUCACUGCCACUGCCCGUCAGUCCUUCGUCGGAAAGACUGCUGCUCUUGUCCAGGGUGCCAACGACACUGGUCACUUCAAGGCUGUUAUGGACAACAUCGGUACCUCUCUGCUCGUUCUCGUCAUGUUCUGGAUUCUCGCUGCCUGGAUCGGUGGUUUCUACCGUCACUUGAAGAUUGCUACCCCCGAGCACUCCGACAAUAACUUGCUGCACUACACUCUUAUUCUGCUGAUCAUCGGUGUCCCCGUCGGUCUCCCUGUCGUUACCACCACCACUCUCGCUGUCGGUGCUGCUUACCUUGCUGAGCAGAAGGCUAUUGUCCAGAAGCUCACUGCCAUCGAGUCCCUCGCUGGUGUCGACAUUCUGUGCUCUGACAAGACUGGUACUCUCACUGCUAACCAGCUCUCCAUCCGCGAGCCCUAUGUCGCUGAGGGUGUUGAUGUCAACUGGAUGAUGGCCGUCGCUGCUAUUGCCUCUUCCCACAACAUCAAGAACCUCGACCCUAUUGACAAGGUCACUGUCCUCACUCUCCGUCGUUACCCCAAGGCUCGUGAGAUCCUUUCCCGCAACUGGAUCACCGAGAAGUACACUCCCUUCGACCCCGUCUCCAAGCGUAUUACCACUGUUUGCACCUGUGAUGGUGUCCGUUACACUUGCGCCAAGGGUGCCCCCAAGGCCAUCCUCAACCUGUCUGAGUGCUCUGAGGAGGAGGCUAAGAUGUACCGUGACAAGGCUGGUGAGUUCGCUCGCCGUGGUUUCCUUGCUGGGCAUGUACCCCAUGUUCGAUCCCCCCGUGACGAUACCGCCCACACCAUCGCUGAGGCCCAGGUCCUCGGUCUGUCCGUCAAGAUGCUUACUGGUGACGCCAUCGCUAUUGCCAAGGAGACUUGCAAGAUGCUUGCUCUUGGUACCAAGGUCUACAACUCUGAGCGUCUGAUCCACGGUGGUCUUGCUGGUUCCGCCCAGCACGACCUUGUUGAGAAGGCUGACGGUUUCGCUGAAGUCUUCCCCGAGCACAAGUACCAGGUCGUUGAGAUGCUCCAGCAGCGCGGUCACUUGACUGCCAUGACUGGUGACGGUGUUAACGAUGCUCCUUCCCUCAAGAAGGCUGAUUGUGGUAUUGCUGUUGAGGGUUCCACUGAGGCUGCCCAGGCUGCCGCUGAUAUUGUCUUCCUUGCCCCCGGUCUCUCCACCAUUGUCGAUGCCAUCAAGCUUGCCCGUCAGAUCUUCCAGCGCAUGAAGGCUUACAUCCAGUACCGUAUUGCCCUGUGUCUCCACCUUGAGAUCUACCUUGUUACCUCCAUGAUCAUCAUUGAGGAGACCAUCCGCUCUGACCUCAUUGUCUUCAUCGCCCUGUUCGCUGAUUUGGCUACCAUUGCUGUCGCUUACGACAACGCCCACUUCGAGCCCCGCCCCGUCGAGUGGCAGUUGCCCAAGAUCUGGGUCAUCUCCGUCAUCCUUGGUGUUCUCCUCGCUGCCGCUACCUGGAUCAUCCGUGCCACCCUCUUCCUUUCCGACGGUGGUAUCAUCCAGAACUUCGGUUCUCCCCAGGAGAUCCUCUUCCUCGAGGUUGCCCUUACUGAGAACUGGCUCAUCUUUGUCACCCGUGGUGGAAAGACCUGGCCAUCGUGGCAGUUGGUUAUUGCCAUCUUCAUCGUCGAUGUGCUCUCCACCCUAUUCUGUGUCUUCGGUUGGUUGUCCGGCUUCGAUGAGACCCACCCCUACGAUGCCGCCACCCCCAUUUUCUCCAAGAACAACGACGUCGACAUUGUCACCGUCGUUGUCAUCUGGGGUUACUCCAUUGGUGUUACCGUCAUCAUCGCUGUCGUGUACUACCUCCUCUCCAUCAUUCCCGCUCUUGACAACCUUGGCCGCAAGACCCGCUCCAAGGCUGACACCAAGAUUGAGAACAUGAUCGCUCACCUUUCCAAGCUCGCCAUCGAGUGCGAGAAGGGCCCCGAUGGCAACACCCGCUACACCAUUGGUGCGCGUGCCGAGGAGGCUGAGGAUGACGAGUAA